This is a messenger RNA of Choloepus didactylus (southern two-toed sloth), 2254 nucleotides long. RefSeq names its product kizuna centrosomal protein (gene KIZ). The transcript is spliced from 13 exons. Gene Ontology annotation, cellular component: centrosome. Gene Ontology annotation, biological process: spindle organization. Bases 26 to 2200 code for a protein of 724 amino acids. The record is from RefSeq and is a predicted model, not a curated record. NCBI's taxonomy places the organism in Eukaryota, Metazoa, Chordata, Mammalia, Pilosa, Megalonychidae.
CUGGAGUGGUGUUUACCCGCGGUGCAUGGUGGGUGCGUCGCCUCGGACAACCCGGGUCCCUUGGCCGCCCCAGGCCGCACGGAGCCAGCCGGGAGGCGGCGGCGCCAUGCGCCAGGCCUCUGCACCGUCUGCGCCCUUGGCGAGCUCCGACUACUACGAGAAUCUGGGCCGCCUCCAGCACGGGCUGCGAGACAGUGAAGAGAAGAGAUUGGACCUGGAAAGGAAACUUUAUGAAUAUAACCAGUCUGAUACAUACAGAGUUAAACUGAAGUAUGUAAAACUAAAGAAAUACCUGAAGGAAAUAUGUGAAUCAGAAAAGAGGGCUCAUACUCGAAACCAAGAAUAUUUAAAGCAACUUGGGCGUGUCCAGGCUCAUAUUGAACAGUUUCCCACAAACACGGAGAGGCUUCAAAAACUGAAGAUUGAAUACAAGACUCAAAUUAAGAAGAUGCAGCUACUCUCAAAAGAUAGCCUGGGAAUAAAAGGUGAACUGAAAGAUGAAGACAGAGAAAAGGUUGCCAUGCAGGCAGGAAUUAACUUGGGGACAGCCAUGUCAAGAGGAUUGUAUCAACCAGCAACAAUCUUUAUGGGCCGCAAAAUGUCAGCCAUCUCAAGCCUUGGAGAUUUCAAUACAGAGCAGAAAUCUCCCCAACCCACAAAGAACUUUUCAUUUCCUGUCCCACAUUCAUACCGACAGACAGCCCAGGGCAGUGAUGUGACAGACAGCUGUGUAGUACAAACUAACAGUGACACACAGUGCUUAAAUAAGUCUGACAGAAUAGAUGGAAAGACGUCUCUUCAGAUUGGUGAGAAGACGCCAGUCACAGCCAGUGCAUUGUCUGAGGAGGAACAGACUCAUGGCUGGGAGAGAGGAAGCAUCACAUGUCAUGGCAAGAGUAAUUUAUCUGAGAGCAGAAAGUCUGCUGAGCCCCGUUCCCCGCCACGGGAGAGAUUAAGUCCAGAGAACAGAACCACUGAUUUAAAGGGUGAGGGUGCCAGCAGAUCAGAGAGAUCAGAGGAAGUAAUACUGACACAGGAACAUAUCGAAGUCAUGGAAGAAAGAGCCAGACCUCCAGUCUCCCCCGUAUCAGUUUCUGAAUACUGUGCAUCUGAAAAUAAGUGUCCUCCAGAGAACCAAUCUGCUUGGGAAGAUUUCUCAGAUCAUCUUCCACAGGGGGACCUGAAGUCACAGAGGCCCUUCAGAAAAAUACAGGAAGAGCAGGGAGAGGAAAGUUUGAGCAGCAGCAGCAGCGACCUCACUGUUUCUGUGAGUGAAGAUGAUCUGAUAUUCGAGAGUCCAGAACCACAGCCAAAUCCAGGUGACAAGAUGGAUGGAGAAGACGGAAUAGAGGCCUUAAAACUAAUCCACACUGAGCGUGAAAGAGAUGCCCUACCCACUGAAAAAAAUAAUUGUAUUUUGCAAACUCUAAGCUGUCCUGAUUCAGAAAAGGAAUCCUCUAUUAACUCACCAAGAGAAUCUGUUCAACUACCAGAGCCAGGCUUAUUGAGGCCACCGUGGGGCCAGCGUGGUACCAGCUUGAAGGAACAAGAUGAUUCUCUCAAAGAAGAGAAGCUGUUUGAUGUUUUCACAGUCAGAAACAUGGAUCAGAGGAUGAGGGCAACAGCAUUAUUGAAAAAGGUCCUUCCAGAAGAGUGUGAUGAUAGGUCAUCCAUUCACAGUAAUGAAUCAUCCUGCCGCUUGCCCUCUAUUCUGAAUGACAAUAGUGGAGUAAAGGAAGCAAAACCCUGGCUGCAGCUCAACAGUGUUCUUACAAGGGAACAAGACGUUUCAAGCAGCUGCGGAGAUGACAACAAGGAAAAAAGUGUGGCAGCAGAGAUUCCAAUCAUAGAAACAAAAGCCUACCAGUUGCUGAAGCAGUCUGCCUUUCAGGACAGUACAAAUCAAACCGAAGACAGGUUUCAAAAGACAGAUGUUCCUGCAUCCCAGUUGUCAGGUUUGGAUAUUGGCCAAGGUGCGUUCAAGACAAAGACAACUAACAAAAUCACGUCGGAAGGGAGUUUUUCAUCUAGGGAAGGAAGUCCUUUGUCAAGACAUGAAAACAAAAGGAAACUAACUGCUAAUUUAAAGAUUAAAGCCUUCUGGGGUGAGUCUGACGACAGUAACUCAGAAAUUGAAGCUGCUUUACGUCCUAAAAACCAUAACACAUCCACUGAUGAUUUUGAUGAUUUUUAUGAUUAAUAAGCUGUAACAUCUGUUGGAAAGAAAAAUAAAAAGUCUUUAAACAAAUUGAAA